UGUCAAGCCUCGAGAGAAGUCUGUGUCUGCCGUGCUGGGCUGUCAGAGCCAACCUGCUCUCUCCAGGAGGUGAUGGGGAUCCCCUCAUUCCUAGCCCUCCCUGCUGCCAGGAGUGACCGAGCUGACUGCACAUCCUGCCAUCCUUUGGGCCACAUGCUACUGUGGACGGCUCUGCUAUUCCUGGCAGGUCUCCCGAAGGCUGUGGUGAACAUUCAGCCUGCGUGGAUCAACGUGCUCAAGGAGGAUGACGUGACGCUGAUGUGUCAGGGGACCAACUUGUAUGAAGGCAACCUCACCCUGUGGUUCCAUAAUGGGAGCUCCAUCCAGAGCCAGAACCAGCCCAGCUAUAGCUUUAAGGCCAGCAGCAAUGACAGCGGAGACUACAGGUGUCAGAGAGAGCAGACCAGCCUCAGCGACCCUGUGCAUCUGGAUGUGAUUUCUGACUGGCUGCUGCUCCAGACCCCUAGCCUUGUGUUCCAGGAAGGGGAGCCCAUCGUGCUGAGGUGCCACAGCUGGAAAAACAGCCCUCUGAAUAAGGUCAUAUUCUUCCAGAAUGGAAAAUCCAAGGCGUUUUCCUAUCUGCGUUCCAACUUCUCUAUCCCACAAGCAAACCUCAGUCACAGUGGCGAGUACCACUGCACGGGAUUUAUUGGGCGGACACUGUACUCAUCACAGCCUGUGACCAUCACUGUCCAAGAACCUUUGUUCUCACGAGUAUGCCUGUUUGACAUCAACGGGAAAGUUCUAGCUUGA
Messenger RNA from Eubalaena glacialis (North Atlantic right whale), 753 nucleotides. It is a transcript of the gene FCGR2A, whose product is annotated as Fc gamma receptor IIa. Gene Ontology annotation, biological process: cell surface receptor signaling pathway. The coding region runs from base 73 to 753 and encodes 226 amino acids. Lineage: Eukaryota; Metazoa; Chordata; Mammalia; Artiodactyla; Balaenidae. Gene Ontology annotation, molecular function: transmembrane signaling receptor activity. The transcript is spliced from 4 exons. The record is from RefSeq and is a predicted model, not a curated record.